UUAAAUCCUCCAUCCUCUAUUCUCCCUCUUCCAACCGCCCACCUCAAUACCAUCUUCGAGAAUGCAACAAUCCAACAAUGCAAGUCCAUAUUAUCAGGAUGUCGAGGCCAACGGACAACAGCCGCAGGAUACAAAUGGCCCGUCACCAGUGUUGUCCUCCAAAUCUACCGGCGAAAAACCAAGCUCUGACACUCCGCGGCAAGUGACCCGGAAAGGCCGAGCAUGCAUGACAUGCAGGAAACUCAAGGUCAAAUGCGGAGGCCCUGAGAGCGGAGAUGGCUUUGGGUGCCAGCGAUGCCAGAGACUAGGACUUGAGUGCAAGAUGGUGAAGAGGUUACGCGUGAGCAUGGCGGAUGAAGGACAAACGGAUCCAUCCAUUGCCCGACUUGAUCGAUCGGUGCGCGCCAUACUGGCCAAACUGGACAUGCCUUCGCUCGAUUCGUUUGGACCUGGGUCGAUACCGCCAGGGACCAGCGGAACCGCGAAGACGACGCGAGAAAACUCGCGUGAGAACUCACCACACCCAGACUCCAAGAACGAUAUCGCCAGCGCCCCGAUGGAGGGACUCUACGAGGCGACCCAUCUCAGCGCAUUGCGGUCCCGCACCGGUGGCCCGCCAACAGAACGACGGUUGCGCAAGAACAUCGAAUCUGACCUUAUCGCCCAAGGUGUCAUUGCCGUCGACGAAGCCGAAAGGAUGCUAAGUUUGUUCAAAACCUCGCUGUCACGGUAUCUCUUCAACGCCGCGAUAUCUCCCGAGCGCACACUUCACAGCAUUCGUUCAUCAUCUUCCUUGCUGUUCACGUCCAUCAUGGCAGUAUCCUCUCUCCACAUUCCCGGUAUGGAGGACAUCUACAACCGCAGCCAUCGCCAGCUCCGCGAGCUGAUCGCGUCAAGCAUGUUUGACCGCUCGCACACACUCGAAGACAUCCGCGCCCUAUGUAUCGCGGCCUUCUGGCUCCCCGACCUGUCCUGGAAGCUAUCCGGCCACUGCGUGAGGAUGGCCACCGAACUCAACCUACACCAAGCAUUCUUCAAAGCCUUCCACUCCCCCUCAGCCCCGGAAGACAAUCGCGAAGCAACCCUCGAACGCGCCCGACUUUGGUACCUCCUGUACGUGCUCGACCACCAUUUCAGCAUCGCCUAUGGCCGACCGCCGGUGACCACCGAGAUGCAAGCCAUCCGCGAGACGGAUCUAUUCCUCCAGACAAAAGAAUGCACCAUGUCCGACCGGCGAGUCAUCUCGCAAGUCGCCUUGUUCCGGAUCUUAAGCCGCGCAUACGACGCCUUUGGCCUCGAAGCCGGCCGCGCCCUUGGCGACGACGACGAGACCCUCAUCAUCCACGCUCGCUUCCUCGACGACCUGGGCAGAUACCGCGAACACUUCCGCGCGCUCCUGCCCAUGGACGAAUACGUCGGCGGGUACUCGGUCCUCGGACUGGACCUGCACUACCAUUUCUGCAGUAUGCUGCUCAACUCGCUAGCCCUGCGAGGCCGGUCGAUGAACUCGAUCGGUUCGCUCCCGCACCGAUUGCGGCCGCUGGCCUUCCACGCCAUCGAGUCUGCACACCAGAUCCUCGAAAUCGUGCUGGGCGAGCCGGACCUGCGUCGCGCCCUGGUCGGCAUGCCGCUGUUCCUGCACGCAAUGAUCGCGUUCGCCGUCGUCUUCCUGAUCAAGAUGUCCUCGAUAUGGGACGUGAUUGGCGUGAGCACCGACGCGCAUAUGCGCACGAAACCGCUCAUCGAGGGCAUCAUCGCCACCAUGCGCGAGUGCAAGGCCGGUGGGAAUCAUAUCCUUUACAAGAUGGCGACCGGCUUUCAACGUCUUCUCCAGCGGAACGGGAACGCCUCCGCCUCCGCCGCCGCCACCGGGGCAAAGCCCGAGCCUACCAACAACGACAGGUCCUCGUUUGCCGCACAGCGGCUGGCCGGACAGGAGUUUCCAGACUCGCUGGCUGCAUUGGCUGCCGUGGCGAAUGGCCAUGCCCACAGGUCUGGGUCUGGGUCUGGGUCUUUGGAUUUCGUGACCUCGGCACAGCAACAGCAUAUCAACGGCCACGCGAGCGCGUUUGACGCGUCAUUUGGUGGCUUGUCAUCCCAAGUCGGAACGACGAGGUCCGACUGGCAACUCGACGACGAUAUGCUGUGGAACAUGGUGGGGACUGAGUAUGACCUGCUGGCAAAUGCUCCUGAUACGGAUAUGAACUUCUAUGCAUUUUGAACGGCGUUCUCACUGGUCCAGCGACAUGGUCGAUUUAUACCCCAGUUUCCAAUCGUCCUUUGGAUCCAAAAGAUAUAUGGCGAUGACUAGAGCAACCGCUUGUCCUGUAUAGAAGAGGGCAUUUCACCAUUUUGGAAUUUGCAGGAGACGUGGCUUUUAUCAAUAUAGCGCGAGGAAAUCUCCCUCCCAUCUUCACUUCACUUCACUUAACCUUCGUAUGCC
Exophiala xenobiotica is the source of this 2443-nucleotide messenger RNA. RefSeq lists its product as uncharacterized. The transcript is spliced from 3 exons. Gene Ontology annotation, molecular function: zinc ion binding; DNA-binding transcription factor activity, RNA polymerase II-specific; transcription cis-regulatory region binding. Gene Ontology annotation, cellular component: nucleus. The record is from RefSeq and is a predicted model, not a curated record. The coding region runs from base 62 to 2221 and encodes 719 amino acids. Lineage: Eukaryota; Fungi; Ascomycota; Eurotiomycetes; Chaetothyriales; Herpotrichiellaceae. Gene Ontology annotation, biological process: DNA-templated transcription; regulation of DNA-templated transcription.